Molecule: messenger RNA, 4923 nt
Organism: Scomber scombrus (Atlantic mackerel)
Lineage: Eukaryota; Metazoa; Chordata; Actinopteri; Scombriformes; Scombridae
Gene: col22a1
Product: collagen, type XXII, alpha 1
Exons: 64
Coding region: 52-4923 (1623 amino acids)
Source: RefSeq, a predicted model, not a curated record
AGCUUGAUGGUGGUAAUAAGCUAAACAAAACAGACCCAAAACAAGGCCGAGAUGGAAUUACGACUGGGAUUUAGGAUCACCCUGGUCUUGGUCAUUCUGGCCUUGACUCUUUCCAAUGAGAGAGUGGAAGCACAAAGGGCAGGAUGUAAGAAUGUCCACUAUGACUUGGCAUUUAUCCUGGAUACCUCAUCCAGUGUGGGAAAGGAGAACUUUGAGAAGAUCAGACAAUGGGUGGCCAACCUGGUAGACUCUUUCGAUGUGGCACCUGACAAGACUCGAGUAGCCGUGGUUCGCUACAGUGACACACCUGUAUCUGAGUUCAACCUGGGGAAACACAGGACCCUGGAAGAUGUGAAGCAAGCUGCUCGUAAAAUACGCUACCUGGGGGGGAAUACAAUGACUGGGGAUGCCAUCAGCUACACCACCACCAACAUCUUUACGGAGCGGAACGGAGCAAGGCCCAUUGCCAGAGGCAUUCAGAGGGUGGCCAUCCUUCUCACAGAUGGCCGAAGCCAGGAUUAUGUUCUGGAGCCCUCGAAAGCAGCUGCCAAAGCCGGUAUCAGGAUGUUUGCUGUGGGCAUCGGGGAGGCACUAAAGGAGGAGCUGGAGGAGAUUGCUGCUGAGCCAAAGAAUGCCCACGUCUUCCAUGUGACGGACUUUAAUGCCAUUGACAAGAUCAGAGGCAGGCUGAGGAGGAGGCUGUGCGAGAAUGUGCUGUGUCCAAACAUGAAGGUUCAACCUGAUCGGUUCAAGCCCAACAGCACCAGUUAUGGUCUUGAAGAGGUUCCAGGGUUCGACUUAAUGGACUACUUCAAUGUGAGGGAUAUUCUGGGAACCAGAGUUGACGAAGGCCAAAGUUCUUAUGUUCGCCUUGGAACCAUGCCCAUUGUACAGCAAACAGAGGAUGUGUUUCCUCAGGGAUUGCCAGAUGAAUAUGCCUUUGUGACAACAUUCAAAUUCAGGAAAACCUCAAGACGUGAAGAUUGGUACCUCUGGCAGGUUUUCGACAAAUAUGGAAUCCCACAGGUGUCUAUCCGUCUGGAUGGUGAGAACAAGGCGGUGGAAUACAAUGCUGUCGGACUGACAAAGGAUGCUGUCAGAGCUGUGUUCAAGAGCCCUGAAGUUGACAACCUGUUUGACCGCAACUGGCACAAGAUUGCCCUCAGCGUUGAGGCCAAGUCUGUGUCUCUGUACCUGGAUUGCAAGCACAUCCAAACUCUGCCAAUUGGAGAUAGGGAGGACAUUGAUAUCCAGGGGAAGACAGUCAUUGGGAAGAGGCUGUAUGACAGUGUGCCAAUAGAUUUUGACCUCCAGAGGAUGAUGAUCUAUUGUGAUUCCAAGCAUGCGGAACUUGAAACCUGCUGUGAUCUACCCAAUGGACCUUGCCCUAAGAAAGUUGUGACAGAGGCCCCACCUCUGCAGAUCCCCACUCCAGCACCUACAAGCGUGGAGCAGAAGAGAGGCCCUCAAGCCAACUGCUCCUCCUGUCCCCCUGGAGAGAAGGGAGAGACCGGUGCAUCUGGCGUUACAGGUCCAAAGGGUGAAAAGGGUGACACUGGCCCUCAGGGCACUAUCGGACAGACUGGCCUCAGAGGACAAAAAGGAGAAACUGGCAAAGUAAUCUCUGUCAAAGGUGGCAGGGGUGAAAAGGGUGAUUCAGGCACAUUAGGGUUGACAGGUGCUCCUGGACAAAAAGGAGAGAAGGGACUUGGUGGUGUGCCAGGCAUUGAUGGUUUACCUGGAGACAGAGGAGACAAAGGUUCAUCAGGACAGGCUGGUAAACCAGGGCUGCCAGGUCCAGCUGGACAAAAGGGAUUUCAAGGGGAUGCAGGAACUCCCGGUGCACCAGGACUGUCAGGUGUCGCUGGUGAAUCAGGUGUUAAAGGUGAAAAAGGAAGUCCAGGAGCCAGGGGACAGGCCGGUUUGGACGGAUUUCCUGGAAAACCCGGUGUUUCUGGGAAAGACGGUUUGAGAGGACAGGUUGGGGCACCCGGGGCCGGCGGAAUAAAAGGCACAAAGGGCGAGAGAGGCCUUCCUGGAUUACCUGGGGAUGUGUAUCAACAAGACGGCUUAAGGGGAGAAAAUGGAGAACCUGGACCUGCUGGGCCUCCAGGGGCUGAUGGCCUCCCAGGGCCUGCUGGUCCUCCUGGUCUUCAAGGUCUACCUGGUGAGCCUGGAGAAUUUGGCCAGAGGGGAAAGAAAGGAGAAAGCGGCUUGCCUGGAGUGGAUGGACUUCCUGGACCUCCUGGACCUCAGGGUCCGUCUGGGUCACCAGGAAACCAAGGACACACUGGACCACCUGGUCUACCUGGUGAAAUUGGAUUUUCGGGCAAACCCGGAGAGCCUGGAAAGCCUGGUCUUCCUGGUAAAGAUGGUCUGGACGGUCUUCCUGGGAAUGAUGGUGCUAUGGGGCCCAGGGGAGAGCGUGGAACAGAUGGUUUUCCUGGCAAACCCGGGCCUAAGAGUGAUGAUGGGCCUCCUGGACCAAGAGGACCUCCAGGGGAGAGAGGAGAAGCUGGUUCACCUGGACAACCAGGAGCUGAUGGAGCAAGAGGAGACAGAGGGGUUUCUGGAGAGAGAGGACAAGGUGGACCAAUUGGGCCAAAGGGUGAAAAAGGCGAUAAGGGUGAAAUAGGAGCCAGGGGACUGCCCGGUGUUCCAGGAAAUGUGGCAAAUGUCAUUCCUGAGCCUGGUGAACCUGGAAAACCUGGAGAAAAGGGAGAGAAAGGGGACCAAGGAAAACCAGGAGAAAUGGGCUCAAGAGGAUUACCUGGUGAACAAGGCUUUAAGGGACAACCUGGACUACCCGGUCCAAAAGGUGACACUGGAGGCAAAGGAGAGACAGGACGUGUUGGAGAUCCUGGCCCACCUGGCUUAGCUGGUCCUCCAGGUUCUCGUGGAUUACCAGGGAAUGUGGGCAUACCAGGAAUCAUUGGGCCUCCUGGUCCAGCUGGACAGAGAGGAGACAAGGGUGAACCAGGUAAACCAGGACAAGCAGGACCCGCAGGAUCACCCGGAGAGCCUGGUUUGACUGGACCCCCUGGACCAACAGGGAAGGGGAAAGACGGGCAAAAUGGGGAGUCAGGACCACAGGGAAUUCAAGGACCCCCAGGGCAGAAGGGUCAACCAGGGUCACGAGGAGAACCAGGUUUGCCAGGAGACAGGGGUCCUGCUGGAGAAGGCAAAAUGGGACUACCGGGAUCUCCAGGAAAUAAUGGGGAACCUGGACCAGCGGGCUUGAGGGGUCCAUCAGGAGUUGCUGGUCCUCAGGGCCCAGCAGGACAUAAUGGUCUACCUGGAAGGCCAGGAGAGAAGGGAUCACAAGGAGAACCUGGGAAGCCAGCAGACCUGUCUGACCUAAAUCUCAAAGAUGUAUGCUCAGACUGCCCUGCAGGUCCACCCGGACAACCCGGUCUUCCAGGAAUCCCAGGAGACAAAGGACACCAAGGACCUCCAGGGAAAGAUGGUCAAGACGGCUACCAAGGCCCGUCGGGACCAGCCGGACCUCAAGGGCCCCCCGGAGCCGACGGAGGAAAGGGAAUAAAAGGUGAUCGAGGACCUGCUGGAGGCCCUGGAGACAAGGGAGAAACGGGUCACCCAGGACCCCCCGGCAAUCCAGGUCCUGCUGGAAUAAUGGGCACACCUGGUAACGAUGGACAGCCUGGCCCCAUCGGUCCCCCAGGAUCCCCUGGAGAAAAGGGCAAAGAAGGUCUCAAAGGAAUCCAGGGACCACCAGGUCUUCCUGGCUUGAUAGGUCAGAUGGGAAAAAUGGGAAAAGAUGGCAGGCCAGGUGAAACAGGAGAACCUGGCAAGCAAGGUGAACCUGGACCGACAGGAAAUCCUGGGCUCAGGGGACUCCCAGGCUUUAAGGGCCACAGAGGAGAACCUGGUGCUCCAGGACCUAAGGGAGAAGAUGGAAAGUCCGGCUUACCGGGGCGUGACGGCAAAUCUGGAAAGGAGGGAUCUAAGGGACCUCCCGGACCUGAGGGAGUUAUGGGCCCGAGAGGAGAUACGGGCAAGCCAGGUGAACCAGGACCAUCAGGAAAAUCAGGUCUCCCUGGAACUCCAGGUCUUAACGGAGUCAAGGGAGAACCCGGCAACCCAGGAUUACCAGGCUUUAGUGGACCGAAAGGCCCUGCUGGUCCACCUGGUCCAAAUGGCCCAGAAGGAAAACAGGGGAUGCCAGGCAGACUUGGUGACCGUGGCAACAAAGGAGACAAGGGUGACACAGGUAUAAAGGGAGAUAAAGGACAUUCAGGAGAUCCAGGUAUGCCUGGAAACCCCGGACCUCCAGGCAGAAAGGGCCACACAGGGAUGAUGGGCAUGUCAGGACCACAAGGAGAAAUAGGAUCUCCUGGGCCACAAGGACAAUCUGGAAAUCCUGGUAUCCCAGGUCCACGGGGAGAGUCAGUAUCACUGGAGCAGAUGAGACGGCUCAUCCAGGAGGAGCUGUCUAAACAGCUGGAUGCCAAACUGGCUUACAUCGUUGCUCAGAUGCAGCCAGCCCAUGUGAAGAGUACAGCAGGUCGCCCAGGACCUCCUGGCCCGUCAGGUAAGGACGGCAGUCCUGGAAGAGCUGGCCCCCCUGGAGAGCCUGGUAUGCCUGGACAGAAUGGAGGAGAAGGACCAAGGGGUCCACUGGGUCCUAAAGGUGAUAAAGGAGAAAGGGGAGAAAAGGGAGAUACUGGUGUUGGUGACAGAGGAGAGCAAGGCCCUUCCGGUCCAAUAGGUCCAGCCGGUCUGCCUGGUUAUGGUAAAGAUGGAAGCCCAGGACAAGCCGGAGUCCAGGGAGAGCCAGGAAACCCUGGUCCCCAUGGUCAACCUGGCCCACCAGGACCUUCUGGCCAAUGUGACCCCUCACAGUGUGCCUACUACGCCAGCCUCGCACACAGACCCCAUACCAAAAACGUCAAGGGGACUUAA